AUGAAUGGUGCCACUCAACAAAGUGACACAUCGGAGGACUUGGGCAGUGAAAGGUGUCCAUUUUGGGAGAGGCUGUGGUGCGCACGCGCAGCCAGGGCCUGCCGGCGACGCUUCGGCAGAGUGGCGCCUGAAACCGGAUGCAACGGAAAGACGAGGAGCCGCGAAUCACGUCGUCGAAUCAACCGGCCUCCUUCAGCGAUCUACAGUGCCCUUAGUGAAAGGGUUCGCAUCAGCACACCUGCUGGCCUGCAAUGUGCGCUGUUCUGUGGCGGCUCCCGCUGCCAGUACGAGCAGCCACAUCACGGCAACUCUGCUAUACAGGGGCUUUACUCUGAUUGGGUCACAGAUGACAUCCUGGCGAUGGCGCGCCCGAGCACCGCCGGCAUCGCGUCUAGGAACAUUAUACAACAGUUUCACAGUUGGGGCAUCAGAACUGUGAUCAACCUGCAGACCUCAGGAGAGCAUGCGAGCUGUGGGCCACCCCUUACUAACUCCGGCUUUACCUACGAUCCCAAUAUCUUCAUGACCAACGAUAUAUACUACUACAACUUCGCGUGGCCUGACUAUGGUGAAGCUAGUCUGAGUGGGUUGCUGGACAUGGCCAAGGUACUGUCCUUUGCGCUGCAAGAAGGAAGAGUUGCUAUUCAUUGUCAUGCAGGACUAGGCCGCACGGGCGUCCUCAUAGCCUGCUACCUGGUGUACUCGCUACGGAUACGCGCCAACGACGCCAUUCGCCUCGUCCGCAAGAAGCGCGCGCACUCCGUCCAGAUGAGCGGCCAGAUCCUGUGCGUGCAGCAGUUCGAGCACUACCUCUUGCCGCAGACUAUUGUCUUCAGUUCUAAGGACUCAGUGAUGUUAACAAAGGAUCGGAAGACCUCAGAGUUCACACUCCGUCAAUAUCUAUACCGUCAGAGGGCGACUCUGCAUGGAGCGGAGGAGAGAGCAUUCAGGGAACUGCCAAAGAUUGUGUAUUGCCUCUGUGAGCGCCUGCUCAAGCUGUGCGGGUGUCAUCAGAGCAGCGGCUUGGACUUGAGGGUCAGGAACAGGCCUUUCUACAAGUCCUUUUUGACUUACAAGCUGAAGCAAGGCCGCCCGCCUGAAGUACAGACACCGCCAGAGGAAGUUGUAGCAAUGCAAGUGCCAGCUCUGCCAAUGGUGGAAUGGCGAGACCCGAUAGAAGAGGACAUCGAGAGGAACCUAGAGUCAGUGAGUAGACUAACCGGCGGGGCCACUGCGGGGAGCAUACCAGCUGUGUUGGUGCAUGAGGCUUUCGUCUUGGACCACCAGAGUCUUUCGGACGAGAAACAGAAAUACCUCCGGCAACUUCGCACCGAGAUCAAUCAGAGAAAAGAUGCUAUGGCCAAAAUCGACGAAGAGGAGGACCCGGAAGUACUAACAGGUCUAUUAUUUGACUGGUUAGAAGGCCUAAAGCAGCCAGUCCUGGACAAGGAGGACCUUUCCACCAUCGUCGGUCGAUGUAAACACGUGGAAAUGUGCAUUUCGGCUUUACAAAUGGAGGACGUAAUGUUAAUCGAAUAUUUGCUUCGCUUCGUUAUUCGACUAAGACCGCUCGCAGCGCAAAAGAAAAUAGAUAUUAUUAAACGAUUAAUCGGAUCGCUAACCCAGCAAUGCAUACCAGUCAACGGAAAACCCCUUCCAAAUAAAGAUAUUCCAAAAUUAAGAGAUGGGACGUGUGUACAAGUUACCAAUUUCAUGUUACGAAUGGUGGUAGAGAUCCAAAAGGAUAUGUCGAAACCUGGUCGAGAUGAUACUGAUGUGGUUAUACCUCCAAGAAGAUUGAGAAUAAAAGCUUGGAAAUGA
This is a messenger RNA of Maniola jurtina (meadow brown), 1821 nucleotides long. RefSeq names its product protein tyrosine phosphatase domain-containing protein 1-like. Bases 1 to 1821 code for a protein of 606 amino acids. Lineage: Eukaryota; Metazoa; Arthropoda; Insecta; Lepidoptera; Nymphalidae. Gene Ontology annotation, biological process: cilium assembly; protein dephosphorylation. The record is from RefSeq and is a predicted model, not a curated record. Gene Ontology annotation, molecular function: protein tyrosine/serine/threonine phosphatase activity; protein tyrosine phosphatase activity. The transcript is spliced from 12 exons.